This is a messenger RNA of Megalops cyprinoides (Indo-Pacific tarpon), 315 nucleotides long. Its product is annotated as placenta-specific gene 8 protein-like. Gene Ontology annotation, biological process: positive regulation of transcription by RNA polymerase II. NCBI's taxonomy places the organism in Eukaryota, Metazoa, Chordata, Actinopteri, Elopiformes, Megalopidae. The coding region runs from base 1 to 315 and encodes 104 amino acids. The record is from RefSeq and is a predicted model, not a curated record. The transcript is spliced from 3 exons.
AUGGCAGUGACCACCCAACCUGGCAGUUAUGCACCCUCUGACUUCCAGUCUGGCCUGUGCGAUUUCUUUGAUGACUGUGGGACGUGCUGUUAUGGGCUAUGGUGUUUCCCCUGCAUGGGCUGUUCCAUAGCCAGCGACAUGAACGAGUGCUGUCUGUGUGGGAUAUCCAUGGCGAUGCGCAGCGUGUACAGGACCAGAUACAACAUCAGGGGCUCCUUGUGUAAAGACUUCCUGGUCAACGCCUUCUGUCUGGUUUGCUCGACCUGCCAGCUGAAGAGGGACAUUGAGAAGAGAAAGGAACAGGGGAUCUUCUGA